Malassezia restricta is the source of this 759-nucleotide messenger RNA. Its product is annotated as anticodon-binding domain protein. Lineage: Eukaryota; Fungi; Basidiomycota; Malasseziomycetes; Malasseziales; Malasseziaceae. The record is from RefSeq and is a predicted model, not a curated record. Bases 1 to 759 code for a protein of 252 amino acids. The transcript has 4 exons.
AUGUCUCGUACAGACGCGAUCCACGAGACAUUGCAGUCGAAUGUGUCGGCCAUCGUGCAGCUGACUGUGUCGUACCCUAGCUUUCAUGCGCCCGAAUAUGCGGUUCCCACCGAGAGCCUGGUAGGCCGGCUCUGGGCGUACGAUGCUGCCAGUAAUGUGGUCGUGAUCGAGACGGGGCAUACGAGUGCGCUGGCCCCGUCCAUGCGACGGGCUGCUGCCUCAGCAGUAUGCGAGACAUCGCCGCGCGUAUUAUCUAACAGCGGCGCGCUCGCCGGCUUCAAAAUGGUACGAGCGUCGAAAAUCCAGCGAGUCGAUGUGUUGCAGGACGACCAGUCCAUACCUCUCACGACCGUCCAUCCGGUGCCGGUCGCCGCGAUCGAGGCUCGUGAUGCAGCUGCCAAGAAAAAAUGCCAGGAACGCGUUGCCCAAUUAGCACCAUCCAAUGUGAGUGAUGUCGGGCAGGUCGUGUUUGAUGCCGUGAACAAAACUCUCCCUUGCCGCUGGCACGACUCUCACAUAAUUGUGCUGGAUGAAGUCGUGAUCUCUGGCCCCACCUAUGAUAUCUCCACCACCUACGUGCCUGGUCUUCCUGAUGACCAGCUCCAGCAGCUCUUGCACGAUGAAGACGCCAACAUUUCAUCGCAGAUCGAGCGUGCCAAUGACAAGGCACGUACUUGGCAACGCGUCACGCGAGUGCUAGAUUCUGUGCACGCCCAGCAAGCCGCCCGUAGACCGUCGUUGGUAGAGCGCGCCUCCUAA